Tuber melanosporum (Perigord truffle) is the source of this 1444-nucleotide messenger RNA. RefSeq lists its product as uncharacterized. Gene Ontology annotation, molecular function: protein binding. The record is from RefSeq and is a predicted model, not a curated record. Lineage: Eukaryota; Fungi; Ascomycota; Pezizomycetes; Pezizales; Tuberaceae. The transcript has 5 exons. The coding region runs from base 229 to 1356 and encodes 375 amino acids.
CCGAUCUCGCUCCGUUUACUCGAGUACCCGUACGGUACUGUAUGAAUAAGGUAGCCUAUCCAACUCCUCAGAGCCUACUUUUCGCACACAUUCCCGACCUUCAUCGACAUCACCGUACACUAAUUUAAUCGGGCCAUAUCCGACAAUCUCUUCUCUAAUCUCUUCCACACUGAUCCCCGCCCAUCCGGUGACCUCCGUCGCCCAGCCCUACCGUCCCCGCUCCCCACAAUGUUCGGUUCAUCACCAGCCGACGCAUUUGAGCAGAGGGCUCAAAAGAUCCGUCGCGCUGUGGAGCGGGCACGCACGCAGUUCUUGCAGAAAACUAGACCCCGAAGUGCCAAUCGGACAUCCGACGUCCUAACAGGGUCAUACUUCGACUACCUUCCGGUCGAGCUCAUAAUCAACAUCUGCUGCCAGACCGACUGGAGGGACGUCACCCGUCUCCGCCUCGUCUCCCGAGCCUUCAAGGAGCUCGUUGACGCUAACGAGUCUACCAUCGCUACCAGAUGGAUGGUCCCCGGAUCAUAUUUGGCGCUGCUCUCGCAACUCUUCUACCCACCAAAAUCUAGGACAGGAGACGGGGUGCGCCGGCCUACGAUACAGUACUUUUGCGGACUAGAGAAGAGACAUGCCACGUGCUCGACGUUGGCUUAUUAUCUUUGCGAUAAGGCGGAAGGAUCAAGCAAUUCGGACGGUGCAGAGGAAGUUGACGAAACAAUUCUUAUAUGGUUGAUAUUUAGGUAUUAUGUCCUCCACUUCCUAACCUACUCCCGCCUCCGCCUAGAAGCCAACAAAGCCGCAAUAGCCGCCGAGAACUCCGAUGAGCCGCUAACCCCCAGCGACCUAAACAGCGCCUACUUGAGCAUCCAAUCAAGCAUAUUGGCCACCUUCGACAACCAAACCCUAAUAUCCACGCACCACGCCCUGCACUUCCUAGUAAACUCCAUCCGCCUAAGCAUGUCGCCAGAGCCUCCACACAAGCAGAACGAUGAACUCGUCGCUAUAAUCCUCCGCUGCCAAAUGCCACUGAACCGCUGCGUGGAAUUCUUUGCUGCAGAUUGCCUCGGUGCAUCGCGCGGGCUGAGGAAACAGUUUAUGCAGGAUAUGGAGGGGGAGAGGGCGGAUGCUGAGGUUAGGUUUGGGGGAGGUGCAGCGCUGAGGAGGAGUAUUAGUGGCCAUUCGAGAGAGGGAAGUCGGAGGAAGUGGUCGCCGAAAGUUACUGAGGUUUGGUUCGAGGCGGCUAAAAUUGCGCUUGCGGAGAGGGGUUUGCAGGAACACAAACCAGAUGGCGUGUAUUUCUUUCCGGAAUGUAGUCAGGAGCUGUUGAUUGGAUGUCCAGGGUGUAAGCUGAAAUGAUCAGGGGGUAAGAAGGGUGGGCUAGGUUAGGUUAGGUUUCCUUAGGAAAGGCGUUUGGGGUUUAGCUAGGGGUUCAAUUUGUUGAAGG